This is a messenger RNA of Aspergillus fijiensis CBS 313.89, 1414 nucleotides long. Its product is annotated as phosphoglycerate mutase family protein. The transcript is spliced from 4 exons. The record is from RefSeq and is a predicted model, not a curated record. The coding region runs from base 93 to 1220 and encodes 375 amino acids. NCBI's taxonomy places the organism in Eukaryota, Fungi, Ascomycota, Eurotiomycetes, Eurotiales, Aspergillaceae.
UUACUGUUUCACCCCAGGAAUUCCCCCGCAGUCUGCCAUCAAGUACUGUAUGUACUCUGUGCUUGCAUACAUUGAAGGCACUGUAAACCACCAUGCCUCUCGACACAAUUUACCUCACCCGUCACGGCCACCGCCUCAACUGGACGAUAGACUACAAAACGGGCACCUACCAUGCUCAAUUCCCAACCCCCACAGGCAAUCCGGCCGAUCCCACCCUCACCUCGCACGGAGUGCGCCAGUCCCAUGAGCUCGCUGCGCAUCUGACCAGCGAUAGCGUCCAUCCGAAACCUUUUCGCGUCUACUGCAGCCCGUUCUACCGAUGUCUCCAGACAAUCCAGCCAUCAGUGGAGGCACUGAAAGAGCUCCACCAGAGGACAUGCUCGAAAGCUUGUACCUCUACGACAGCCACAACGGACAGCACCAUUGAACCCCACGCAGACUUUGACGUGCGCAUUGAGAAUGGUCUAGGAGAAUGGUUCGGCCACACCACCUUCUUCGAACACCCGCAGCCCGCCCCGCAUUCCAUCCUAGCCACCCACUUCCCGACCCUCCUCCCCCUCCCUCCUGCGACAUCUCCUCCCCCUAGUGUCCGGGACCGAGGAGGAAACCCACCAACCACCCCCCAUGUGAUCCCCUCGCCCACCGGCGAAACCAUCGCCCAACUCCACGACCGCGUCGCCACCGCCCUUGCCGGCAUCCUCGCCGACGUCGACGCCGAGAUCGCCGCGCUGGAGGCCGCGCAGCCCGCCCACGAACCCCGGACCAGCAAAGCGAUCCUCAUCUGCUCGCAUGCGGCGCCCUUGAUCGCCAUGGGCCGCGCGCUGACGGGCCACAUGCCGGCGGAUCCUAAUACCGACGACUUCGCGGUGUUCACGGCGGGGCUGAGCACCUUUCGCCGCCGCCGUCGCGAGAGCGGGGACCGGCGUGAUGCUUCUCCCGGCCAGCAGGCUGAGAUACCAUCACUUGCACGGGGGACGAAAGUCCUUCGGGCUGGUACAACAGUCCCGGAUUGGCGUGGGGGCAAAGGUGUCGCUGGUGGGUGGGAUUGUGUGCGGAAUGGUGACUGUGAGUUCUUGAGUCAGGGGGCUGAACGAGGGUGGCACUUUGAUGGAGAAGAAGGGUUUGAUACGGGCCCUAUGGCGCCAGAGGAGGCAGGGCCGACGUCGAGUUUGGAUACUAUGGCUACUGAUGGUGUAGGUGAGCGGGGGAUGAAAUUGUGACACUGACGCGUGGUCUCGGGAGUGGGGGAUGAGAGUAUAAAUACUGAUGGUAAGAGCUAUGUUUCAAGUAAGGAAGGCAUAUAUAUCCAGAUAAUUCCCAGUUAUCGUCGACACUACUUUUCUCGCCAAGGGAAUUAUAGAUUAUGCCCUAGAUUAUGUCCGACUGAAGCAGCAAGGGUAGACUACAAUUACAU